Messenger RNA from Grosmannia clavigera kw1407, 2280 nucleotides. Its product is annotated as developmental regulator. The transcript is spliced from 3 exons. NCBI's taxonomy places the organism in Eukaryota, Fungi, Ascomycota, Sordariomycetes, Ophiostomatales, Ophiostomataceae. Gene Ontology annotation, biological process: intracellular signal transduction. Bases 1 to 2280 code for a protein of 759 amino acids. The record is from RefSeq and is a predicted model, not a curated record.
AUGGCUGCUAUUUCCACGUCUUCUCGUCCUGCAUCAAUAUCCCAGCCGCUCUCUACGGUCACGACCUCGGCUUCUAGCACCUUUGCGAGCAAUCGAGAGGGUCGAAGGGACCACUUGAACCCCAACUUUCGCUAUUCCACCGCCACGCUUUCCCCUCCCCAACUGCAGCAGCUUGCUUCCUCCACCGCGUCUUCUUCCACCUCUCAGCCGCCGGUCGGUCUCUCUGCGUCCGUUCCGCCUCUGCCUGCUCUUGUCGGCUUUCCCAGUCCCAGUCCCCGUGGCCAUCUGAGCACGCAAUCGACGAGUUCCCUGUCUGCGCCUACGUCGGCGAACAGAGGCUCAAGAUCCAGCUCUCUAUUGGCCUUGGCUGCCGCCGCAAUCGAUCGCACUCAGAGUGCCCUUGCCAGUGCUGAACAGAAAAUUCGCCCUCGGCAGUCGCUCAGUCGCCUUUCCCUCAGCGGCGACGCCCUCUCCCUGUCUCUUCCACCUCCGCCUUCGUUCGGGACCUAUCCGCUGGACCGCACAUCGUCCAACUUUUCCAGCCCGGCCUCGCCUCUGGGCAGCCCUUCGUUGGAAUUUCUGCUGAGCCCCGGCCAUCCGUUCGCUGACAAGACUGCUGUCGCUUACAAAGAGCCGACUUUCACGCAGGCCCAGCCAGCUCAACAGGCCUACUCCUACUCCCAGCCGUAUUCUCAGACUAACCCAAACCUCCCUCCUCCCAUUCGCAUGCCGCGUAGCGACAGCAAGAUGCAUCAAACGUCAUCCCGUCUCCUACGGAUGACCGACGACGAUCGGCCGUUCACAAGGGAUUUUAAAGAUCUCUUCUCUACCCUGAUUGUCAGCCUCCUGCCGCUCUCAGCACACCGUGUUCGCCUGACCAAGGUCGAGCACACAUUUUUGUCAGAAGAUGCAAUCAACAACUUGGGCUCGCUCAAAUUCUCCCAGUCCAAUCGUAUGCCCGACCCGAAAGACCCGUCGCGCAUCGUGACGACAACAACGACGACGACAUUUUCCAUGGCACGGGACAUGGCUCGUUCAAUAUGCCAGCGCUUUCUCGACGCUCGCUUCAUCGAGUCGGCCGACGGCAAGUACCAGCAGCUCUACACGAUGAAGGGCUCCGUAUGGCAGCUCACGCCCAAGGGCAUCUGCAUUCUGGACCGGUUCUGCUCCCGCAACGGCAUCCAGCAAAAGCAGGUGACCGAGCUCGUCGGCAAUAGUGUGGCUCAGCUGGUCAUCCUGGAGCGCGAUUCGGCGACCGACAAGGUUGUCAGUGACCGCGGAUCGAUCGAGGUUAUCUUCCGGCGCUUUGUCGGCGUCAAUGGCCUUAAUGUCAAGUCCAGUCUGGGUGCUGCAGACGCUGACUCCCUGAGCGACUACCGUGACGGCCUGACGGGAGUGAAGAUGGCUAGCGAGCGGAGAGUGAAUGGCAAGGUCUACAAGGACACGUUUACGGGCAAGGCUGGCAGCGACUGGCUGAUGGACUGCUCGACGAUGGUGGAUCGACGAGAGGCGAACGAGACCGCGUCGCUGUUUGUCGAGUUUGGACUGAUCGAGGCGGUCGUGCCAGACCGGGUGUUUCAGGUUCAGCUACCGGGCGUGCAUUUGUACCAACCAACCCGGGUGGCCAUCUACCAACUGACUGCCAAGGGCAAGGACCUGAUCAAUGGUGUGUUACCACGUGGACGAUCGUCCGAGAGCGACGGUGGCUCGGCGCCACGAGGAGGAGGCGGCAUUGCACGCGACUCCAACACGCAGCGGCUGGACAAGAUCUUGAGUGAUGCCGCGCUGCGGCUGCUCUUCCGCGAAAACCUGCGCGAAACCCACUGCGAGGAGAACCUGUCGUUCUAUCUCGACGUCGACGACUUUGUGCGCAACUGCCGGCAGGCGAUUCGCAACGCGCAAAAGAACCCGGGAAACUCGUCGAUGGAAGGAAUCAAGGAGAUUAUGGCGCAGGCGUACGGCAUCUACAACGCAUUCUUGGCUCCGGGAUCGCCGUGUGAGCUGAACAUCGACCACCAGCUGCGCAGCAAUCUGGCUUCGCGCAUGACCAAGGCAGUAGGCCAGGACGGCGCAAUGAUCGACACGCUGCGCGAAGUCACGGCGCUCUUUGAGGACGCCCAGAACGCCGUCUUCAAGCUGAUGGCUAGUGACUCCGUGCCGAAAUUCCUGCGCCACCCCAAGCACGAGCAGACGCUGAGAAACUACGACUUCGAUGCGAUUGUGGUCGGCUCGACUCGCGUGCCAGAACGCAGCUUGAGCCGGUCCAACCGCAACAACUAG